AUGGCGAUUGCUCUGCUGUCGGUGCCCACAACGCCCUCUCUAGCAGCCCUGCGGCCUGCCCAGGCGGCCCCAGGAUCGCAGCCACGUGUCCUGCCGCAGCGCCAGCAGCAGCAGCAGCAGUGGCGGCGGCGGCGGCGGUGUGGCGGCCCGCGGCGGCGGCUCGCGGCGGCGGCGGCGGCGGGAGCAGCGGAAGCGGCGGGCGCGGCGCCGGCGGGCCACAGCGCGCAGCCUUGGAUCAACCCUGCCGCGCUGCGCAAGGUGACCGCGGCGGCAGACGCCAACGAAGCCCUCGACCUGCUGUGCUCCGAGCUCUGCUGCAGCGGCUUCCCCGGCGCCGCCCAGCCUCGGCUGGAGGAGGGGCAGUGCCGCGAGCUGCUGCUGGCGGCCCUGGACCGCGGCAACUCGGCGCUGGCACUGUCCGUGUUUCGCGCCAUGAGCUCCGCGGCGGCAGCCGGCAGCGGCAGCGCCUCCUCCCUCCUCGCGUCCCUCGACGGCGACGCGGCCGGCGGCGGCGGCGGCCCCGGCCUGGCCUGGCCGCCAGCCUCCAUCCAGACGGCGGCGGCGCUGGUGGUGGGGCUGUCGCGGGUGCUGCUCACGCGGGAAGCCAUCGCGCUGAUCAACUCUGUCCGCAGCCGCGGCCUGGCAUCGACAGAAGACGUGUGCUUUGGGCACGUCGUGGGGUGCCCGCAGGACGGCACCAAGCCGCUGGCUGUGGUGCAGCCUCAGGAGGGAGUCAAGACGGUGGCAGACUCGUUCAGCAGGUACGAGUACGAGCUGUUCUCCGGCCAAGUGGCGGCAGCCACCUCCGAGUCCCUUGUGUCGGACCAGAACUGGCUGCUGGCGGCGGCGCGGCGCGUGGGCCUGCUGCGGCGCCCCGCGGUGGGAGCCGCGCACACGCUGCUGAUUGAGACGCCCUCGGGGCAGCAGCGCACGUUUAGAGUGGGCACCCCCACCGCCGACGUUCCCGCCAAGGUCGGCGACCGAGUGACGGUGGUGUGCGCCCCGCAGCGCUCCCUGCUGGCCCAGCGGCGGCUGCUCAGCGCGGCGCCGCACGGCACCAAGCCAGGCGAGGCGCUGUCUCUGAGCAACCACACCACGCGCAGCGAGUGUGCGCUGCUGCGGCCGCCGGGGCCCGGCGCCAGCGGCGGCCUGCCCAGCUGGGCGCUGCCUGCGGCGGUGGUGCUGAGCGCGGGGGAUGCGGCCACCAGCCUGAUCGACCCUGCGCUGCCACUGAUUGCGGCGGGCGCGGUGGUUGCGACGGUCGCGUCAGGCGUGGCCGGCAACGCGCUGCUGCUGCCGCGCCUCAAGCAGCUGCCGGCCCGGGCCCUGGAGGUGCAGGCGACCCGCCAGAGGCUGCUGGGCCAGCCUCCCGACUGCUUGUAUGGGCUGCUGCUUGGUUGUGUGGGCUUCUGCCUGCCUGUGCUGUGGCAGCUGCAGAGCAAGAUGGCGGCGGUGGGCGGGGGCGGCACAUAUGAGGCGCGGCUGGAGCGUGUGGUGGAGGCGCGGGCCGGCAUCGAGCAGCGGCUGCAGAAGCGCAUCGAGCUGGUGGACUCGUAUGCCCGCGUCAUUGCCAUGAUUGAGAUUGAGGUGGAGAUGGACUCAGACCUGCCCGCUGCAGAAGUGCUGGGCAUCGAGGAGCAGAUCCAGCGGCUGAGCGAGAUAGAGUCGCUGCAGGAGGAGUGGCAGAUACAGGCCGAGGCGCAGGAUGAGGUGGAGCGCAUGCUGCGCAGCUCGGCCAUCUGA
Molecule: messenger RNA, 1743 nt
Organism: Chlorella variabilis
Lineage: Eukaryota; Viridiplantae; Chlorophyta; Trebouxiophyceae; Chlorellales; Chlorellaceae
Exons: 12
Coding region: 1-1743 (580 amino acids)
Source: RefSeq, a predicted model, not a curated record